Messenger RNA from Blumeria graminis f. sp. triticale, 1008 nucleotides. The record is from the annotation of a GenBank genome assembly. Lineage: Eukaryota; Fungi; Ascomycota; Leotiomycetes; Helotiales; Erysiphaceae.
AUGCUAAGAAUGCUGUCCCUCUUUUCUAUUCUACUGCUGUCGCAACAAGUUAGUUCUAUCGGUACAGUAGACAACAUGGGGAUAUGGACACGAAAUUCUAUAUUGGAGGGUAUCGAAAGAUACAAUGGACCAAUUGAUGCAUUGGUUCAACGACGGCAAUUGCCCGGAGGUCCAGGUAUAAGUACGCCUGGCAUGAGCCCAAGUAUAAGCGGGAUGAAUUUGACGGAAUGGGAUGCAAUGACGAAAGUUGCAUGUGUUGAAUCCUUAGGGACUUUCAACGGGAAAAUCAACAACCCCUCUGGAAUGGCCGUGUGUUAUAAUCUACCAUUCUUAGAUAACAGUACUGGGGUCUUUGAGGCUGACUUGCGACUAUAUAUGGUCGCCAACCCUUCAGGAGGCUUCAUCAACAUUGCUGCUGACAAGGUAGAAGUGGGCUUGACAUAUGACGGCGCAACAGUGACUCCCGUUAAUGCUUCGUCGUUGAGAAGAAGAGUUGAAGAUAGAUUUAUUCCACUGGCGUCUUGGCCAAAGGAAGGCGCCAUGGAUGUAGCGAAGCGUGCAAUGACCCCACGUCUGAUAGAGUCUUAUGCAUUCGUCGGACAGAUAAACAAAACCCUUCUUCCUACAAUGAAUGACCAGACCGCUCUCCAAAAAGUACUUAUUCCAAUGGUUACUAUUUCUGCACUCGACGUCACUGGCGCCACAAUCAAUACGUCCCUAAGUAAAGAUGAAAUUACUUUUGUAAACGGUGUUUUUUCUGGCUCAGUUUUACCUACUAAAGCAACGUUAGCUCCACCUAUUCAAACACUUGUUGUAAGUAAGGAUGCAGCCUUUAUCGUACCAGGACUCAACAUCCUGAUUUUCCCUAUUGGUCUCAUCAUAACUGGACUUUGGACAAUUGCUUUUGUCUCUACAGUAUCAUAUGGUACAUUCCGUCGCACUCAACAUCGGGAUGAAUUCCGCGAAAAAUCUUUUUCGUCAAGUAGGGACGGACUAAUGAGUUUCUGA